GUGAUUUUUUUCUCCGUGAAUGCUUAUCGUCCGCUUUAAAAGUUUAUCAACAAUCGAUUCCACGGUGGUCAACAUUUUACAAAUAACGUACUACCGAACACGAAACAGAUACAAAGCGGUUUCAACUAUAAAAAUUUUAUUCAUCAUCUUUUGAUGCCUUCUGUGGGGUUAUGAAGUAACUGCAGUUAAGUAGCACAUUUACAAUUGAUUUAAGUAGGAUCCAUUGAUUGCUUGAUCAAAGGAAGAAAGCAGCGCAUUCGAUCGCAAACGUCAGUGACGAAACUUUUGCUCUACCAGAGACAAAAAUGAAUACCAGUGAACAAACAGAAACGGUUAUUGAACGUAGAAAAUUUUUCUAUCAAAAUACGAAAAAAGUUGCAGCGGAGUUCUGUGAUGCAUCGCCAAUUCACGGAAUUAGACAUUUGGCCGGUAGGGACAAACUGCUGGUGGAGAAGAUAUGGUGGAUAUUAUUGUUCUUCCUGUCACUGUACUUUUGCCUAACCUACAUGUACGCCGUCAUAGAAAAAUGGCUCAAAGAUCCAAUCAUUGUGAGUUUCGAUCAUCAACCUUCCUCGAUUUAUUCUAUUCCAUUCCCUGCGGUUACCAUUUGUCCUGAAACUAAAGUUAAAGCUUCGGAACUGAAUGUGAGUCACACAUUUCAGUUGGUUCGUAGUGGUGAACUGAACGAAUCUAUGGAUGCAGAGAGGGUUCGAAAGCUACUAGCACUGCUUCAACUGUGCGAACAUGAUCUGUACGAUCGCAGUGAAACAGUCACCCAAGAUAACGAUAUGCUGAGGCUGCUAAGAAAGAUGGCCAUUCCGUCGUUUGAAGUGUUCCAAUCGUGUGACUGGAAAGGACAUCCGAUGGAUUGUAUGGACUUGUUCAAGACUACACUCACCGAGAAGGGCUUUUGCUACAGUUUUAACGUGCUGGCGAAUAAUGAUCUGCUGCGAAAGGAAGAAUUGGACUCGAACUAUGCUUUUAAUUCGGAAAGACGAACCUCUCAAUGGAGUUUGGAUUUUGGGUACCAAUCGGGUAUAGGAAGCAAUGCUUUUCCGCACCGAGUCAUUACGGGAGGAUACCAUGGCAGUUUGGCUGUCACACUCAAAGUUAAUAAAAGCGAUGUGGAUUACUUCUGUGGGAAUUCUUUCCAAGGUUUCAAAGGACUACUCCAUAUGCCAAACGAGUACCCGCAGUUAAUGCAUCAAUUUUUCCGAAUUCCAUUGAACCAGGAGUUGAUCAUAACGGUGGUUCCACAAGUGAUGUCUAUUGGAGAACGAGCACAGCAAUAUCAACCAGAGCAACGCCAGUGUUACAACAGUAACGAGCGUAGUCUACGAUUCUUCAAGAUAUAUACAAAGAAAAAUUGUGAGAUUGAGUGUCUAACCAAUUACACUUUUGAACUGUGCGGCUGUGUUCGGUUCUCCAUGCCUCGACCUCCAGGUGCUCCGAUUUGCAGUCUUCGGGAUGCCCCUUGUUGUAGAAAAGCUCAAAUUCGGAAGCUAAAACUACAAGCGAAGGUCGAAGAUACCGAGGAUAGCUAUCUCCCAAAGCACUACUGUAACUGUUUGCCCACGUGUAACAACAUCGACUAUCAUUGGCAGGUUUCGCAGGCCGCUUGGGAUUGGCAGAAGGAUCGCCUGGUGACAUUAGCACCCGUGCUAGAAAAUGUUCAUCAAUCCAAAGUCAUAAUCUAUUUUAAGCAAGCGAACUUUAUUCCACUUAAGCGCAACGAGAUCAACGGUUUGAGUGACAUGAUUGCCAGUUGUGGGGGGCUCCUGGGACUCUUCAUGGGUGUCAGCAUAAUGAGCUUGGUAGAGCUGUGCUACUUUUGUACCCUGAGACCCUAUGCUUUGUGGAAAAUUACCGAAAACAGAAUAGCCGCUAGACGGACCGGUCUUCCUCGAAACAAGCCAUGAUCGAAAACAUUCGCACACCUAAGAUUUACUGCCGAGUUUCGGUAAUUUAUUGUUGAGACCGGCACAACGAAUACAGCUGGGUUUAAAAAUAUGACAGCUGUCACAUUUUUUCGGAAA
Wyeomyia smithii (pitcher-plant mosquito) is the source of this 2036-nucleotide messenger RNA. RefSeq names its product pickpocket protein 28-like. Gene Ontology annotation, biological process: sodium ion transmembrane transport. The coding region runs from base 306 to 1919 and encodes 537 amino acids. Lineage: Eukaryota; Metazoa; Arthropoda; Insecta; Diptera; Culicidae. The record is from RefSeq and is a predicted model, not a curated record. The transcript has 7 exons. Gene Ontology annotation, molecular function: ligand-gated sodium channel activity. Gene Ontology annotation, cellular component: membrane.